CAUAACAGACUUGCCGACUUGCCUCGUCUUGUUUGAUGGAUUCAUACACCGAUCGCUUUAGAAAAUUGAUUUUAAAGAUUGUAAAUAUCAGUAAUGGCCUCUGUCUAGGCUUCUUUGUACUUAAUGAGUUCAGCUGAGGAGACCAGUGUCGUAGAUCUGCAAGAACUACUUCAAUACUUCGCAAAAAACACGUACAAAGCUCGCGGAACUGAACCUAAAAUAGAACUUAUUCAGAAAAAAUGCCAUAAUCUGUUCGCCAAAGAUUACAAAUUUUCGACGAUUUCUAACGAGGCCGGUGAAUUAUGUGGCCACUACCCGAUAAAGCUAGUCAUCCUGGAAUCGGAAGCCGGGCAAGACCAGGACAAAAUAAAUGAGAGCUCAAAUCUUAGAGAGCUGUUUAUGAAGGCAAGGUUUGCAAGAUGUCGUUCGCGAUUUGUUAUUCCUGUGAUAUUAUUUGAAAACAAGAAUAUUUGUCGAUCAGCAACUUUAUCAAGUGCUGCAGAAAUAUAUGGUCGUUCAAGUUAUGACUUUAUAUUCGCAGGAGGAGAGAGUAUUCCAGUUGAAGAAUCCAAGCCUGAAGAUGCUGCAGAAUACUACCAAGGUAAUGACUGGGCAUUGUUUGACCGUAUCCGAGGCCAGGACAUAAAACUUCUUAAAGAACUUAAAGUUGGUUAUAUUUUUGACCUGAUGAUGGAGAAGAAAAAAGUCAAGUAUGGAAUGAAUGUAACCUCAUCAGAAAAGGUAGACAAGGCUAAUCGUUAUUCAGACUUCUGUCUGUGUUGUGUUCCAUACCCUGGAUGUGAAUUCUUCAGGGAUUUUAAAGGAAAAGGUUACAGUGCCGAUGGAUUGUAUUUUGACUGGAAACAAGACUAUGUCGAUGCUCAGAUUACUAUACCAGAAAAAAUACACAUUCAACUUGGAAUUGAAUGGAAUCGAUACAAGGGCUGGGAUUUAAUAAUGUUGACUCAAAACUAUUUGCUACUUCUUCUAAAUUUUAUCAAAAAUGGUGACAGUGGUACAUUAAUCCACUGCAUUUCUGGCUGGGACAGGACACCUCUCUUUGUCUCUCUUGUUAGACUCUCACUCUGGGCAGAUAAGAAGGCUCAUAAAAAUCUCAAUGCAGCAGAGAUUCUGUACUUGACUAUUGCAUAUGACUGGUUUUUGUUUGGACAUGACCUGGCAGAUAGAAUACAAAAAGGAGAAGAGGUUUUCUAUUUUUGUUUCCAUUUUCUAAAGUACAUUGGAUCAGAUGUAUUUUCUAUGAACUCCUUACAGCAAUUCAAGGAUCAAACUAUUCCAAGUUCUGUAACAAGACCAAGAUGUGAUUCUGGAGUACAGUUUGACGGUGCUGUCUUGCUGGAGCAAUGGCGCGGUGAAGGCAGUAACACGAGUCUUAAUAGCUGUGGUAGUGGUAGUGGUUGUUCUGAGCCACGUCUUAGUUAUUUUAUUGGUCAAGAGGUUCCUGACGUCAAACAAGCUUCUCUUAACUCGACUCACUCCACGUUUACAAAUGGAGCAUCAACGCCCAAUACUCAUUCUUCCCAGUCGUCUCUUAACUCUUCGCCUCGUUCAACUCUUUCAUUUACAAAUGGCUGUGACCAAGAGUCUGACGUCAUAGCACAGUCCACAAGCCCUUUACCUGUACCUAGAAGAUCAAGGAAAACAUCCAUGAACUCUGAUCACAGAUCAUCUUCGUCUUCAAUUUGUGGAAGUUGGCAGCUGGUGUCAGGCACAGGUAGCCCAAAGGGAACUACCACAGUAGGACAUGGAAUCAGUACUAACAGUCUUUGUGAAGCCAUAGAAGAAGUGUCCCCUCGUCAGCAGCGGUUAGAUAACGUUCGUACUCUAUUUGUCAAGAUCUACGCUAAAGUCAUUGGUUACCCCAUCCAAGAAGGCAACACCUUCUCUAACAUCCUAGACCACGUGACCGGGAGGAUACGCGAGAGUUGGAGUACUGCGGUUUAGUAUAUUAUUACUAUUAUUAUUUAAAUAUUUUUGGAUGAAAAUUAGGAAAUAUAUGAACAUUUUGCUGUGACCCAGUCAUCGUACGAAUGAAAUUCAAAAAUGUAAAAAUUAGAUGUGACUAUUAUCAUUAUGGAAAGUGAAUUUACUUAAGUGCUACACGGACAUCUGUAUUUUUCUGGUCUUUCUUAUCCCAGAUUCUUCUCGUCUAAUCUAGUAUAUAACCAGUGUUGGUGGCAAUUACUUUGUUAAAUAAUGAACGAUUUUUGAGUCAUGGAAAGUCUGGUUUUCAAAGAAGACGAUAGCAACUUAAGAAUUCUUGAAGACAUAACAACGUGUUAAGAUGAUAACGCUUAGGACCGAAGUGACCAGUAAAAGGAGAAGAAAAUAAUGUCUUCUUUGCUUAAUGCGUCGUUCUUACUGCUGCGGUCAAUAUCCAGUGAAAACCAGCCUUCAGUGAGUGAAUUAUUCUUGUGGGGUUUUCCAGUGUUUGGUCUGAGAAUUUAAUUGUUUAUGAUCGAGAAUAAGUAAUAGAGGGCUGCACACACUGAUAACAGGUUCUUGUCAUCGAAAGAGUAAGAACUUGCAUUUAGCAUUUCAUAAAUAUCCAUGCCGAUAGUUUUACCUGAAAAGUCCGCGGAAUACUCAGAACAAGAUUUGCGCACAUGUUGCACGCGACUGGGCCGAGAUUUUCUGCUCAAAGGAAAUUUAUGGAAAUGAUAGUCGUACUGUGUGGUGCUGUGCUGCAAUUCAUGCAUUGCGCUAGCAUCUAGACAAGCAUACGUUUCAUGAUGCAAGUGUAAUGAUAUGAAUGUGAUUGUAAGCAUAGGCCUCUCAGUUGUGCGUCUCUCGAAGGUUUUGAAAUUUCGGGUAAAAUUAAUCCGGUUUUUAUAAUUACGCGACCACCACAGCCCAAGGCGUCCGUCAAUCAAAAUAUACCACACUCCGACCGUUGGAAAUUUGAUUAAUAGAAUCAUCUCGAAUUAUAGCUAUAUGCGUCUGUAUGGUUCGCGUAAUUGUGAAAGUGGAUACGGGAUGGAAUGAAACUAGAUGUAACAGCUAGUAAUCUCGUCAUGGAUCAAGGUUACUGCAUUAUGAAUGACUGAUCAUAGGACUGCGUCACUAAAAAGAUCAUUCACGUUUUUGUACAUCAAAAAAUAAAAGCAAGAAUUCAAAAA
Molecule: messenger RNA, 3140 nt
Organism: Actinia tenebrosa (Australian red waratah sea anemone)
Lineage: Eukaryota; Metazoa; Cnidaria; Anthozoa; Actiniaria; Actiniidae
Product: phosphatidylinositol-3,5-bisphosphate 3-phosphatase MTMR14
Biological process (GO): dephosphorylation
Molecular function (GO): phosphatidylinositol-3-phosphate phosphatase activity
Source: RefSeq, a predicted model, not a curated record